Messenger RNA from Homarus americanus (American lobster), 3021 nucleotides. RefSeq names its product proclotting enzyme-like. Gene Ontology annotation, molecular function: serine-type endopeptidase activity. The coding region runs from base 198 to 1814 and encodes 538 amino acids. Gene Ontology annotation, biological process: proteolysis. The record is from RefSeq and is a predicted model, not a curated record. The transcript is spliced from 12 exons. Lineage: Eukaryota; Metazoa; Arthropoda; Malacostraca; Decapoda; Nephropidae.
AGUUGAUCACUUGACUCCGGGUGGGGCAGUUGGUGCUGACAUUGCUGACAGUGAACUCGUCUACAUAAUUCCUUUGCUGACAGUCUGACCAUCUAUAACUCCAUGGUCAGACGUGGUGCUGACAGUGUUGUUCUUGCCUGACAUCGUGUGAGAAAUCAGACUUCGUUAUCGGCUGACUUCCUCCGUUAACGAGAACGAUGAGAGGCGUGGUGUUGGCUGCGCUGGUGGUGUCGUGUGUGGUGGCGGUGGUGGUGACUGCCGCUGUGGAGGAGGAGGAGGAGGAGAACAGCCGCGUGAAGAGACAGUUCGGAUUCAACGGAAAUCGAGGUGGUGGGGGGAAUCCAUUUAAUGUCGGAAGUUUCCAGGGCGGAGGAUUCAACUUUCCACAGCAACCAGCUCAACCCUUCAACCCUCCGCAGACUUUCAUACGGACUAGGCAGGGUUUCGUGUCAUCCAAUCAAGGAGGAGGAAACAACCGGAGACCCGGUAACAGACCCGGUAACAGACCCGGUAAUGGCGGCGGAAGACCCGGUAAUGGCGGCGGAAGACCCGGUAACAGACCAGGUAAUAGCGGCGGCGCCCCUGGACGGAAACCAUUUUGUCAGAGGCGGAGGAAUAGACAGGCACAAGAGUGUAUUGAUCAGAAUGCAGGCACGAGUGAGCCGCUUGUGGACAAUGCACUAUCAGGGAUCACGUGGAUACAAGGUCUGUUACGCGGCAAAAAAAAGGACAGGGUGGCUAUCCCAAGUUUACCCGGAACACCCAGAGCUGUUGCUGAGAGGCGCUCCUUCCUGCUUGGCGUUGGCUUCGCUGACGAACCCCGUCAAGACUGUGUGACUCCCAGGUUCGAGAGGGGGAGUUGCCGCUUCCUUCAACACUGUAUCUUACCAGAAUUCGCCAGUGACUUCAACGUCUUCCUUAGUUAUGUCUGUUUCAUCGAUGGAAGGUACGUGGGGGCUUGCUGUCCACAUAGCUAUAACAGCCAUGGUGUAACUGUGGCACCCACGCCCGCACCCACGCCCGCACCCACGCCCAGGCCGACCACACCCGCAUCUGAAUCGCAUGGUUGUGGCCUUAACCUCAAACAACGCAAGAUUCCUCCCAUACGUAUUGUCGGGGGUACCAUCACCGACCCCCGAGAGUGGCCCUGGGUUGCAGCACUGGUGAGGGGUAACGCUGCAGACAAUGCUUACUGUGGUGGCGUGCUGGUCACCGACCAACACGUCCUCACCGCAGCUCAUUGUGUUCAAGGGUUUGACUCUAAUAACAUCCGCGUGCGGUUGGGAGAAUACAAUUUCAGUCAGUCCUCUAGCGGCUCGGCUGAUUUCUCGGUUUCGAACAUUGUGAUACAUGAAGCCUACGACACCACGACCUACGUCAAUGACAUCGCUCUGAUCAAGUUAGCUAGAACGACUGAUUUCAACGCGGACAUCUGGCCGGUGUGUUUACCUGAUGGGGACAACAAAUAUGUAAACAGAGUGGCACAAGUGAUAGGCUGGGGUACCAUCUACUUCGGAGGGCCAGUGUCACCAACGCUUCAAGAGGUGUCCGUACCUAUCUGGACCAAUGCAGACUGUGACGCAGCGUACGAACAGAACAUUAUCGAUAAACAGCUUUGUGCUGGAGACAAGGCCGGUGGCAAGGAUUCGUGUCAGGGCGACAGUGGCGGGCCUCUUAUGCUCCAGGACACAGUAACGGGAAGAUGGUCGGUAGUAGGUAUUGUGUCUUGGGGAAUCCGCUGUGCUGAGGCCAACAGUCCGGGCGUGUACACCAGAGUCACUGAGUACCGCGAUUGGAUCAGGCUCAAUCAGUAAGUGACCAGCAAGGCAACACAAUACAACAAUAAGAACCGCCAAUCAGCAACGCGCAUUGACAAUCCAUAGAAAACGAGAACCAUGAGCAACACAGUCAGUCAAGAUUUGCAAUUAUUUAUGACAAUACAGUGGACACAGAAAACGGGAAUCAUCCCUACAAAGUACGUUGCAUCAACAACCGGUAUUUAUAACAAGAAAGAAACUACAACUACACACUUGUCAAACUACGCUCAGAAAAUAGGAAACACCUAUGGGCAACACACCUUGACAUUCUAUAGAAGACGGGGCUACCAAUGAGUAGCUACGCAUUGCCUAAACGCAUAGUAUAUAAGGGAAAAAUGGGAAACGUCAGUAGUGAACAAACCACCAAGUGUGUGUAUGAGUCGGUGAUGAAGAAACACGCUUUUCUUUGUCAAUAUUUUACUACUGUACUUCAAAAGCCGAGGUAUUUCGUGGAUACAAUAUAAACUUCAAAGCAUGACAUUUAAACUUGGAAUUCGAAUCUUGUUGUGUGGAAUAUGAAAGAGUACCUUUGAUAUCAUAAAAUAGGUUUGAAUCCUCGUAGAGUGGUAUCAGAACCAGUGCCUUAAACCUCACGAUAAAGAUUCGAACUACUAUGUAUCAGAAGCAAUGUCUUAAACUUCAAGAUCCUGGUUCGAUUCCAGUUAUCUAUGUAUGAGAUCCAUUCCAUUACGGUUCACUGUGGGGUCAUAGCCAUUUGAGGACAACAGGUGAAUCCUCAAAUAUUGGAAUUAUUAUCUCGACUCGCACGUUGAAGCCACAAUGAGGGGCCUCGUCUGAUCCAGCUCAUAGGAAGACCGUCAAGUGCUUCUGUGAGGACAGGUUCAGUAAACAUUGACAUCAGUUGGUAAUACUUAAGACGAGUUGGGCAUUAGCCAGGGGUAAGAGGGAGGAGUUUAUUAUGUCAAUGGACGUUUAUAUUCUUGUUUAAUUUUAUUUAAUCUUUUAAACUAUUUUAUAUCUUGGUACAGAAGUGUAUAUGGAGAGGCAAAGCUAACUGGUACAUUCUUAGUGUAUUGUAGCAUAGCCGUGUGUGUGUGUAUACCCAAUGGGGUCAAUUGGUGGCACCUUCCUACACUUAACUGUUGCUUGUAUGAGGGAAAAGGUUGAUUGAUAAAGUGGAUCUUGGUGUAUGUACUGAAACUGGAAAUUUUUUACAAUCAAUAAAUUCCUUUUACUUCAAAUA